Molecule: messenger RNA, 1671 nt
Organism: Meleagris gallopavo (turkey)
Lineage: Eukaryota; Metazoa; Chordata; Aves; Galliformes; Phasianidae
Source: RefSeq, a predicted model, not a curated record
AUGCAAUCUGUACAGCCAAACCCUGAUAUCAUUAUCUUUGAAAAGAAAGUGUUGUUCUUCCAGCACACCUUCAACCUGAGAAAACAUUCAGUGGCGUCCCUCUUACCUGCUGUGCUUGCUCCUCUGCAGCCACACUGUUCUCUCUUCCAGCUGGAAGCAGAAGCUGUCUUCCGAGCCAUCAUCAUUGCCAGCCAGACCAACUGCCCUCUCUAUGUGACUAAAGUGAUGAGCAGAAGUGCUGCAGACCUCAUCUCACAAGCAAGGAAAAAGGGCAACGUGGUAUUUGGUGAGCCCAUCACAGCCAGCCUGGGUACUGAUGGAACACACUACUGGAGCAAGAACUGGGCCAAGGCUGCAGCAUUUGUGGUCUCGCCCCCCCUAAGCCCAGAUCCCACAACCCCUGACUACAUUAACUCCCUCCUGGCCAGUGGUGACCUGCAGGUGUCAGGAAGUGCCCACUGCACGUUCAGCACUGCGCAGAAAGCAAUUGGAAAAGACAACUUCACAGCGAUCCCAGAGGGGACCAAUGGCAUCGAGGAACGGAUGUCUGUCAUCUGGGACAAAGCAGUGGCUACAGGAAAGAUGGAUGAAAACCAGUUUGUGGCAGUGACGAGCACUAAUGCUGCAAAAAUCUUCAACCUGUACCCGCGGAAAGGGAGAAUAGCUGUGGGCUCAGACAGUGAUCUGGUCAUUUGGGAUCCUGAUGCAGUGAAGAUCGUCACGGCAAAAACCCACCAGUCUGCAGCUGAAUACAACAUCUUUGAAGGGAUGGAGCUGCGUGGGGCCCCACUGGUUGUCAUAUGCCAGGGAAAGAUCAUGCUGGAGGACGGCAACCUGCACGUGACCCAGGGGACUGGGCGCUUCCUGCCCUGCAGCCCUUUCCCUGACUAUGUCUACAAGCGGAUCAAAGCCAGGAGAAAGAUGGCGGAGAUGCACGCCGUGCCCCGGGGCAUGUAUGAUGGACCUGUGUUUGACCUGACUGCCACCCCCAAGGGUGGCACCCCUGCGGGAUCCACCCGGGGGUCCCCCACGCGGCAGACACCCCCUGUCAGGAACCUCCACCAGUCGGGGUUCAGCCUGUCAGGUACCCAGAUUGAUGAAGGCGUUCGUUCUGCCAGCAAGCGCAUUGUGGCACCGCCGGGAGGCCGCUCCAACAUAACCUCCCUCAGCUAAAGCCCCACACGGAGAGGGGAGUGAUCCCUGGGCAGGCAAAGGAAGAAAAAGUGGUAAAUUGGUGUUCAAGAAGGAAAAGCAAAUAAACCUGUUCUGAAGAAUCUGUAAGCCUCAAGCCUUACGUUUCACAAAUGCUACUUGCUACCUAGCUUUAAAGAUGUUGCUUCAUUUUACUUUAUGCAUAGCCUUAAAAUUCUGUUGUUGUUGUUGUGGGUUGGGUGGGUUGUGUUUUUCCUCUUCCUUUUGUAUGCAUGCCGCUCAGACAGGUCACUUGGUUCAGGUCGUUGUUGGUGUUGAAUGCUUGUGGGCAGGUGGGGGUGCAGUGUGAGCCCGGGCAGCGCCGUGUUCCUUUGUCUUGGCGCUCAACAGCGUAUCACCACGAUGCCCAUUAAGGAGCCCAGAUCAUCUCUGUAACAGCUGUCACAGCACCUCGUGUAAGGAAAUUUACGACUUUGUACACUUUAUUAAAGAAAAAAAAAACAACUGUUCCUCAAAUAA